CUGGGGAGGGCGCAAGAGCGCGCGAGCGAGCCAACGGGUGAAGUGCGCGUGCUCUGUCACCGCCGUCGCCGCUUCAGAGGAGAGGACCCGUUUAUUCAGCUGCUGAAUGAGAGACGGAACGGAGGCAAGGAUGAACAGAUAGAGGGAUGAGUGAAUGAAUGAAUGAACGGAUCCCGACCAGGGCUUCUUCCAGAGUACCGAUCCGGUGAGAAGACGCAAACAACGAUUUGGACGUCACUCCACGCUGCGCUGACCCAUUAGAACUCAGUAGAGUCCAGUGAAGGCCUGGCCGCAUCAGCAGAAAUGGCUCCAGCAGCCAUGUCUCUGCCUCCAUCCCCUCUUACUUCCCUCCACCCAUCCCGCCUCUCCUCAACCCUCCUCUUCUUCCUCCUCUCCGCCUUUCUCCUGCUGUCGUGUCCUGGAUCGGUGCACGCAGGCUCACAUGAGAAAAACUGCUCAGCCAGUGGAGACCCCUGUCAAGAAGGAGUGGUAUUACCCGUGUGGAACCCUCAGAACCCCUCUGUAGGGGACAAAGUGGCACGGGCCAUUGUUUACUUCGUAGCACUCAUCUAUAUGUUCCUGGGUAUGAGCAUCAUAGCGGACCGAUUCAUGUCUUCUAUAGAGGUCAUAACAUCCCAAGAGAAGGAAAUCACUAUAAAGAGGCCGAACGGUGAGACCACCACCGCCACGGUCAGGAUCUGGAAUGAGACCGUUUCUAAUCUCACUCUAAUGGCUCUGGGUUCUAGUGCCCCCGAGAUACUGCUGUCUGUUAUUGAGGUGUGCGGUCACGGUUUCGAGGCAGGCGCUCUGGGUCCCAGCACCAUCGUGGGCAGUGCUGCCUUCAACAUGUUCGUCAUCAUCGCCCUGUGUGUGUACGUGGUUCCCGACGGAGAGACGCGCAAAAUCAAACACCUUCGGGUGUUCUUCGUCACGGCGGCCUGGAGUAUCUUCGCCUACAUCUGGCUUUAUCUGAUUCUGAGUGUCUCUUCCCCUGGAGAGGUGGAGGUAUGGGAGGCGGUGUUGACCUUCCUCUUCUUCCCCCUCUGUGUGGUCCAGGCCUGGGUGGCCGACCGUCGCCUCCUCUUUUACAAGUAUGUCCGAAAGCGUUACCGUGCUGACAAGAACCGAGGCAUCAUCAUUGAAACUGAGGGAGGGAACGAUGGAGGGAUGGGUAUGGCCGGAGGAGCACUGGGUCCGGGGGGUUUCACCAAGAUGGACAUGCUGGAGCUGGACGGACAGAUGGCAUUAAACUGUCACAGUGGGAUGGACGGAGGGUUGAUGGAAGAGGGAGGAGCUAAGGAUGAAGAGGACGAGGCCAGAAGGGACAUGGCGAGGACGCUGAAGGACCUGAAGCAGAGGCACCCAGACAAAGACAUGGAGCAACUGAUUGAGAUGGCUAAUUAUCAGGUCCUGAUGCAGCAGCAAAAGAGCAGAGCAUUCUACCGUAUCCAGGCAACCAGGAUGAUGAUUGGAGCUGGCAACAUCCUGAAGAAGCACGCCGCCGACCAGGCUCGCAAGGUGGUGAGCAGCCAUGAGACCCAGGCCCAGGAGGAUGACCCUCACACCAUCAGGAUGGAGUUUGAACCCUCUUUGUACCAGUGCUUUGAAAACUGUGGCUCCUUAAAACUGACCGUUGCCAGACACGGAGGAGACCCUGGAGUUACUGUCAAGGUGGAUUAUCGCACAGAGGACGGUACGGCAAACGCAGGUUCAGAUUAUGAGUUUGCGGAGGGAACACUGCUGUUUAAGCCAGGAGAGACCCUCAAAGAGAUCACAGUCGGAGUGAUUGAUGACGACAUCUUUGAGGAGGAUGAGUAUUUCUACGUCCACCUCAGUAACCCUCGAGUGGUUGGUUAUCCUGAGAUUGGUACUGCCCCAUUGGAUGCCAGUGCCACCCCCAAAGCCGUGCUGGGUGACAACCACACAGCCACAGUGACCAUCUAUGAUGACGAUCACGCAGGUAUCUUUACCUUUGAGAGUGCCAGUCAGAGGGUGAGUGAGAGCGUAGGUGUGAUGGAGGUGAAGGUGCUCAGGACUUCGGGGGCCCGAGGCCUGGUAGCUGUCCCCUACCGAACUGUGGAUGCCUCUGCUAAAGCAGGAGAGGACUAUGAACUGGCAGCUGGCAAGCUGGAGUUUCAGAAUGACGAGACCAUGAAGAUCAUCGAGGUGAAGAUUAUUGAUGACGAGGAGUAUGAGAAGAACAAGACCUUCACCAUUGAGCUGGGAGAGCCCAUUCUGUUGGAGAUAGGGCAGAAACAUGGUGACUCCAAUGAGAACAAGCCGUUGGUGGGAGCAGAGGAGGAAGAGGUGGCAAAGAUGGGCUGCCCUAGUUUGGGCGAACACACACAAGUAGAGGUGGUCAUAGAAGAGUCCUACGAGUUUAAGAAAGCAGUGAAUACGCUUCUCUGGCGAGCUGAAAAGAGUACGGUAGAUAAGUUGAUCAAGAAGACAAACCUGGCCUUGGUGGUGGGAAGCAGCAGCUGGAGGGAGCAGUUUGUCAGUGCCGUUACUGUCAGCGCAGGAGACGACGACGAAGAGGAGAGCGGCGAGGAGCGUCUGCCGUCCUGCUUUGACUACAUCAUGCACUUCCUCACCGUCUUCUGGAAGGUUCUGUUCGCCUUCGUCCCGCCCACGGAGUACUGGAACGGCUGGGCCUGCUUCAUUGUCUCCAUAUCGCUUAUCGGUGUCCUGACUGCAGUCACUGGUGAUCUGGCGUCACACUUCGGCUGCACGAUAGGACUGAAGGACUCUGUGACGGCUGUGGUGUUUGUGGCACUGGGAACAUCGGUGCCAGACACAUUCGCCAGCAAGGUCGCCGCCAUCCAAGACCAGUACGCUGACGCCUCCAUUGGCAACGUCACCGGCUCCAACGCCGUCAACGUUUUCCUCGGCAUUGGCGUAGCAUGGACCAUCGCCGCCAUCGCCUGGCGCUCCAAGGGCCUGGCCUUCAAGGUGGACCCAGGAAACCUGGCCUUCUCCGUCACCCUCUUCACCAUCCUGGCCGUGUUGUGCGUAGUCACACUGCUGUACCGGCGGCGGGCGACGGUGGCCGGCGGCGAGCUGGGUGGGCCGCGGACUUGCAAGAUGCUAACAUCGCUGCUGUUCGUCUCAAUGUGGUUGAUUUACAUCCUGCUGGCUUCACUGGAGGCCUACUGCCAUUUACCAGGGUUUUAAACGGAGAGGAAAGGGGAGGGUGAGAGACCCACUGCCAAUAUGAAGAGAAAGAGAGAGGGAGGGUUGGAGGAGUCUGGAGGAAGACAGGAUGAUGAGAGAUGAGGAGUAGAGGUGGAUCAAUAUGGGCCGAUUUUGAUAUUUUUAUGGAGUCAGCAGAUCUUUUCAAUUUUCUCCUUUUUUUAAAGUCCAAAACAAUUUCCAGUAUUUCAGAUAGAUUUAUUUUUCUCUUUCCAUUUAUUUAUUUAUUUACUGAAAAAGAGUGUAUACCAGUAUGAAACAUUAAAACUCCUCGAAUAUAUCCAAACAUUCUUUUUGCUUUAGCAGACCUUCUGUCUGUCCAGUGAUGGAGAAACUUGUAGGAUACGUUAACUCUUUGAAUUGAGAGUUAUUUAACAGAAAGAAUUAAUGAGAAAAAUGCAACACAGGUCUUAAGGAGCGCUUUUAUGUUACCUCAUCCAUCAUCACCCGUGGGAAACGCUGUUUAAUGGUUAAUAUAAGGCUAAUAUCAUUCCAGUAUAAUGGCAAACCAGCAGGAGAGAAGAAGAGACAGACAGUGAGGAGAGCUUUUAGCCGGCCUCCGAGGGGAACAGUGAGGAUGAAGAGGAAGGAUAGGGGUGAAAGAUAAAAGAGGGAAAGUUAAGAGAGGAGGCUGCAGGCAACAACACUAGAGAAAGGUCUGGAUAAAGUCAAUGGGGAGACGUGAGAAAAUACGACAGAAAUAAGUAAAAGAAGAAGAAGAGAUGGGGAAAAUAUUGUUCUACACCCCCUCCUCACGCUCUCUCUCUCGUUCCGUCCAUCUUUGCUGUCUCUCGUCGUCACGGGAACAGUGGAUCCUCCUAUCAUACUGUACCCACUGAACUCUAUCUAAUACUACCAGUGACUUAUUUCUUUUAACCCCUCUUCUCACACACACACACUUCGGGGCCCUCAGGUGAAUCUGCAGUGGAGGACCACUCACUAACUUGCGGGCGAACAGGCAAGAUCAAAACAGACAACUUUUUUCCUUCUCUUUUUAAAAAAACACUGUGCGAAAUAGUCCUUCCACCCCACAACACACACACACACACACACACACACACACACACACACACACACACACACACACACACACACACAAACUGUACACCCCCUUCCCAACAAACACUCUGCAGACUUUACACACUCCUCCAUCCCUCCCUCUUGCCUUACUCUUAUCUCCCCUGUAGGAAUUGUCUUAAAAUUGUGAUAAUGAAACGCUGUAGUCACCACCAACCAGUCCUCUUUUUUAAUUGAGCCAAUCCCAAGUCCCUUUCCUUUUACGCCAAUCAACAGCCUCGUUUAUCCCGCUAUGGAUCCCCCUCCUUUUUUUCUAAACUUUUCAAUGGCGUCACGUGUUGAUGUUGUUACCGUGCAAUUGUAAAAAAAAAAAUAAAAA
Epinephelus fuscoguttatus (brown-marbled grouper) is the source of this 4588-nucleotide messenger RNA. Its product is annotated as sodium/calcium exchanger 1-like. The record is from RefSeq and is a predicted model, not a curated record. Gene Ontology annotation, cellular component: axon; postsynapse; sarcolemma. Gene Ontology annotation, molecular function: calcium:sodium antiporter activity. The transcript has 17 exons. NCBI's taxonomy places the organism in Eukaryota, Metazoa, Chordata, Actinopteri, Perciformes, Serranidae. The coding region runs from base 304 to 3174 and encodes 956 amino acids. Gene Ontology annotation, biological process: sodium ion transmembrane transport; calcium ion import across plasma membrane; cell communication.